Molecule: messenger RNA, 795 nt
Organism: Cornus florida
Lineage: Eukaryota; Viridiplantae; Streptophyta; Magnoliopsida; Cornales; Cornaceae
Product: serine/threonine-protein kinase BLUS1-like
Exons: 2
Coding region: 1-795 (264 amino acids)
Biological process (GO): protein phosphorylation
Molecular function (GO): ATP binding; protein serine/threonine kinase activator activity; protein kinase activity
Source: RefSeq, a predicted model, not a curated record
AUGACAUAUAAGUUCAACAAUGGUCUGUCCGAGGAAUCUAUAGCUGUGGUCCUCAAGCAAACCUUAAUGGGUCUCUCUCAUCUCCAUCUAAAUGCCCAAUUACACAGAGAUAUCAAUGCUGGACACAUCUUCUUUAGCCACUAUCACGGUAUCAAACUCGCCUUCGCCGCCACUGUAUACGAACACGACUAUGGUAAUCACCAUCUUCGCAACAGUACUGUUUCAGUCUCUACCGUCUUGGCGGCUGCGCCCGAGGUUUUCUACUCCAAUGAUAAUGAUGAUAAAUACACCCAAAAGGCUGACAUAUGGCUUAUUGGAAUCACCGCAUUAGAGUUGGCUUAUGGUGGAAUUUCAGUGUCUGGUAGAAAAAAACUACCCCCAAAGAAAGAGAGAGGACUCUCAUCUUUCUUCAAACCAUUGGUUAAGCCCUGUUGUGGUGGUGGUGGUGGUGCUGCUGAUCUGAGUCUGGAAUUCUCAGAAUGUUUUGGGAAGGUGGUGUCAAAGUGUCUGGAUACAGAACCGGCGCAGAGGCCCACGACAUUUGAGCUUCUAGAGGAUGAAUUCUUCAAGAAUUGCAGCGAGGAUUGCCCUAUUAGUGUUUCUAAGGUUUGGGUUCCAAAAAAGAUUGAUGCUCCAUCUAAGGCUAAAAGCUCUAUUAAUGAGUGGGUUACGGUAUCUAGAAGAGGAAAGGAAGUGAUGGUUGAACCUUACAUUUCAGUUGAUGUUCCUGCUAUUCACACUGAAGCUGAGAUUGGAGAACCUUCCAAGCAGUUACCAGUAGAUGCUUUAAACUAA